UAUAUAAAAUAUAUAUCUAGCUAAAAUUGUAGAGAGCACUAAUAAUGGAGAAGGUGGAGGUGUAUGCAAUUCCUAGAGUGAAGUUAGGCUCCCAGGGAUUAGAGGUGUCUAAGCUAGGGUUUGGGUGCAUGGGCCUCUCUGGAUUUUACAACUCUCCGGUCGACGACGAGGCCGGCUUAGCCGUCAUCAAGCGGGCCUUCGAGAGCGGCAUCACCUUCUUCGACACCUCCGACGUCUACGGGCCGCGCACCAACGAAAUCUUAGUCGGCAAGGCGUUGAAACAACUGCCUAGGGAGAAGGUGCAACUGGCGACGAAGUUCGGAGUCGUAGGGUUCGACCUAACGAAGCAAACCCAGCAAAUCAACGGUAGGCCGGAGUACGUCCGAGCCUGCUGCGAGGCGAGCCUUGAGAGGCUCGGUGUGGAAUACAUCGACCUCUAUUACCAGCACCGAAUCGACCAAACCGUGCCCAUUGAGGAAACCAUGGGGGAGCUAAAGAAGUUGGUGGAGGAGGGAAAAGUGAAGUACAUCGGGCUCUCGGAGGCGAGCCCGGACACAAUCCGGCGAGCCCAUGCGGUGCACCCAAUCUCCGCGCUUCAAAUGGAGUGGUCACUUUGGACUCGCGAGAUAGAGUCCGACAUCGUGCCACUUUGCAGGGAGCUGGGAAUUGGAAUUGUUUCUUAUAGCCCUCUUGGCCGAGGCUUUUUUGCUGGGAAAGGACUCACAGAAGAAUUACCACAAAAUUCAUUUCUGCAAUCACAUCCGAGGUUUUCCGGAGGGAACUUGGAGAAGAACAAGCCUUUGUACAUGAGAUUGGAAAACCUAGCUAUGAAGCAUCAAUGCACCCCUGCUCAACUAGCUCUAGCUUGGGUUCUUCAUCAAGGGGAUGAUGUUGUUCCAAUCCCAGGGACAACCAAGAUUAGGAACUUGGAUAGCAACAUUGGCUCAUUGAAAGUAAAACUCACCGAGGAAGAUGUGAAGGAAAUAUGCGAUGCGGUGCGCGAGGAAGACGUUGUGGGUCUGCGAACGAAUGGCCCGUACCUCUCUAAUACGUGGAGGCGCGCGAAUACUCCUGCGAAGAACACCGAAUCUGCUGCUUAAGACCUUCGAAUUGCCUUGCGAUCGCCAAGCGCUCUUUGCUUGAUUGAUAUUGUUCUACAACUUUCUUUACGACGCUAAAAAGUAUAAUAGAUUGGCAGAAAGGGCGUUUAUGAUCCUCUGUUGAAAGUUCUGUUGUACUAAAUUUGUGGAUUAUGAGAAAUGAUUAAAGUGCUUCUUUAUUUAUGAAAUUGAUCAAAUCA
Ananas comosus (pineapple) is the source of this 1300-nucleotide messenger RNA. Its product is annotated as perakine reductase-like. The record is from RefSeq and is a predicted model, not a curated record. Gene Ontology annotation, cellular component: cytoplasm. The coding region runs from base 45 to 1100 and encodes 351 amino acids. NCBI's taxonomy places the organism in Eukaryota, Viridiplantae, Streptophyta, Magnoliopsida, Poales, Bromeliaceae. The transcript has 7 exons.